UAAGACAUUUCCUUCCUUGAAACAAUUCUAUUAUUUUUAACGCUUAGAUGAAAGGUUCGUAACGUUGAAAAAUGUCUAAAAGAUCGUACGAUGUAUCAUCUUCCAGGGUGGGAAGUUUUUCUGCAACAAGAAAGGACAACUCUUUUUCCUCUUUUUUGUGUACAUUGUUAGUGGUAUUAGUUAUUUGUGGAAUGCUAUUGUUACUUUCUUUUUCUCUCAAGAAAGGCGAUCAUGAAAAGGAAUACAAACGUGACAAGAAAGCGUAUGAAAGGCUAAUGCAUGGUAGAACAACACCUAAUAAAAAUGAGGAUACAACUACAGAAAAUGAUAUGAGUGAUAUAGAAAUUACAGACCAAAUUGUAAAAACUACCGAAAUUGGACCACACAAAGAAUCUACUUUGAAAAACACUUUAAUUAUAACCACAGACUUGCAAGGUCCGACUCCAGAAUCGAACGAAGAAUUGAGUACAGAAACGGAAUCGAUUGCAACGAUUGUACCGAAGACAGAAUUAAUAGCCUCUCAAAAAACAACGAUGACCACAGAAACAACAUUGCUUACAGAAAAAAUAUUGAACAUUGAAACAUCUUCGAAUGAGGAAGCUAAGUAUACUACAGAAGCAACAACCAACAUAGAAACAAAAUUAAUUACAGAUAUGUCUACUGUAGAAUCAACAUCAACUGAAAUUACAAAACCGAUAACGACUAUAUCUACUUCAGAUUCAACAUCUACAAAUAAUAUAGAACUAGAAACUGAUAAUUAUCAUUCAUCCUCAACAACAGAAGCAAUAUCGAGCAUGGAAACAAUGUUGACUACAGAAGCAACAUCGAACAUGAAAAAAACGUCUACUAAAGAAGCAACAUCCACUAUUGAAACAACGUUGACUACAGGAGCAACAUCGAACAUGGAAAAAACGUUUACUAAAGUAGCAACAUCCACUAUGGAAACAACGUUGACCACAAAAGCAACAUCGAACAUGGAAACAACCUUGACUACAGAAAAAAAUUUGAAUAAAGAAACAACUCCCAAUGAAGAAACAACAUUUCGUACAGAAGCAACAACCAUCAUAGAACAAAAAUCGACUGAAAUAACAAAACCGACGACAGAUGUAUCUACAGAAGAAUCCACCACUGUACUUACAUCUACAAGUAGUCAAGAAAUAGAAACUGAUAAUUAUUAUUCAUCAACAUCUCUGCCAUUGAAAAAUACAAGCACACAGAUAAUAUGUCAAUCCAGAAAGUGCAAUUUGGUUGCCACUCGUAUGGUCAGUUCUAUGAACAUAUCUAAAAUACCUUGCGAUGAUUUCUAUAAUUAUGCUUGUGGUGGUACUCUGGUUGAGGAAGAAGAAGAAGUCGAUAUUUUCAAUCCAGCAACUGUCAGCCGGACAAGGAAGUUUUUCAUGGAUUUCAAUAACUUUUAUCUCUCUUGUAAGAAAUAUGAAGAUAAAUUCUUGUACAAAGAUCGUAUAGCUGAUCUACUUAUCAUUCUGCAAAAAGAAGUUUAUGGGCAAGAUGAUGACACACAGAAAAUAAGCACAUUGUUGGCAAACUUGAUAUUACUCGAAGCCUUUCCUUACUUGGAUAUCGGUAUCGAUAUCAAUCCUAAAAAUAAAUCUUCCUUCAUUUUGGUGUUGAAGAAGCCAAAAUACAUAUCUCCAUUUUUCAACUAUUGGUCAACAUUUUCAGCAAACAAGAGAAAAUGUCUACGUCAAGGCCGUGAGAAAUUUCACGGAUAUGUCUCCGAAGGAAGCCAAAUAUAUAGUUUCUAUAUGAACUGUACAUCGGAUUAUACUGAUUGUUUAGCUUCUUUACAGUCCCUGCGAGAAGACAAGGAGUAUAUCUCAAAAAUGACUAAGACAAGAGAUGCAUUGUCAAUUCUACAUGAAUCAUUACAAGCCCCUGAUUCACAAGUGAAUGAUAAUAAUAUCAUAAAAUUGGGAGAUUUGCAAAAACAAUAUUCUAGCUUGAACUGGAAAGAUAUUUUAUCUCUAAUAACUGAUAGCACUAUAAAUUAUCAAACUGACAUUAGAAUUGAUGAAAUUGCUCAUUUUCAAUGGUUUAUGACCAAAAUAAAGGAUCUUUCGAAUAAAGGGGAGUUACUGAAUGUUCUUGAGUCAAUUGCCGAAUACAGUAUUUACGAAAAUAUAGUGCUUCAGUCUCAUGUUGAGUCAAGAACUGAAUUUUGUAAGAAACAAACAAAGCAUAUAAUGCCAAGUAUUGCGAAUUAUCUUUACAAAAUCGAGACAGAUACUCACCUCACUAAUAACAGUGUAUCGUAUAUUCGAGUGAUAUUUGAUCUUUUGAGAAAACAGUCACUAAAAUAUCUGGAAGGUAGCAAAUGGCUCAAUCCAGAAGAUUUAAAAAAAUUUGAAGGCAAAUUGAACGAGAUAAAAUUAUCGAUAUUUAGUGAUGAAGAUUAUGAUGAAGAAAUUGAUCUUUUGAACGAAAGACACAAUGGUAACUUGGGUCAAGAUGAUUAUCCCACCAAUUUGAUAUAUCUUAUGAAGUUGAAAAAUAAGAAUUUGUUCUCUUUAUUAGGAAAAAGGGUAACUGCAGCUAAAAUACACUUUUACCUGAUAGACACUUAUGAGAAUAAUCCUGUAUAUUUUCAUACUAAUAAAGUUGCAUACGUCCCAUAUGGUUUGGUCAAGAAGGCUUCGAAAGAAUUGCCAGAUUACUUGGUUCUGGGCCAGGUUGGGUUCCCUCUUGCAAAAAUAAUUGGAGAAGCGUUCAUACCAAGAAGGAUUUUAGCUGAAAUUCCCCAAAUUUCAAAGAACGCUAUAAUUGCUUUGAAACAGUUCAAACAAACAAUGAGGGAUGAUUUUUUGCUGGAAAAAUUCGAAUACGACAACCACUUCUUAACCUUCGAGGUCCAAAUAAUCGAUUCAUUUAUUGAUGAUAGAAUUGCAGAAAAUACAGCAAUAGGACUGGUUACAGAUCUGUUGGAAAAUAUAAGAAAUUACUCUUUGCCUUGGGUGUCCCAGUUUUCUCAACAAAAAUUAUUCUUCCUAGGAUUUACGCAAGAACUCUGCCAGAGGAGAGAUUUUAUGGAAAUCACAGUGGAAAGUUAUCAAAAUAAGGUUUUACCCCCACCACUCAGGACUUUCAGUAUACUAAUUGAUUCGAGUGAAUUUCCAAGAGUGUUCGAAUGUAAAUCAGAAAUAUUUAAUGAGAAAAAACGAAUCUUUCCGAAAACGCUUGAAGUCAAUCUACUUCCACUUUCUUGAAGUUAUAUCGAAUAUUCUUAAAUUAAUAAAAUACAUAACCGAGGUAUAAAUACAGGGUGUCCCGCAAAGAAUGCGACAAACGAAUACCAUGAAUUAAAGUCAUCAUGGAGGACCCAUAAGGAGAUG
Molecule: messenger RNA, 3350 nt
Organism: Harmonia axyridis
Lineage: Eukaryota; Metazoa; Arthropoda; Insecta; Coleoptera; Coccinellidae
Exons: 11
Coding region: 72-3224 (1050 amino acids)
Biological process (GO): protein processing
Cellular component (GO): plasma membrane
Molecular function (GO): metalloendopeptidase activity
Source: RefSeq, a predicted model, not a curated record